GUGUAACAAACAGUUAUGACUGGGUCCCUGGCAAACAGUCAGUGUGGUUGUGUAUAUUAAACUUAUUAUUCAACGUAACUUUAUUUUUUUCUUGAUAAACAUUUUUUAUCAUUCAUUCAUGUAUUCAGUCUCAAAAAUAUUAGAAUGCUUGGCUCAUAUGUUAUGGCAUUUUUAAUUACGAAUAACUGGCUUGAUUCCUAUCUUGAAACCCUGAAACUGACAGUUAAGAGCUAGAAGGUGAAAUAUACCUGUUUGUUUUCUCGGGAUUUUUGUUAUAAACUAUUUAUAAUUAAUCGAUUAAGGCCGCACCAUCACUCUUUAUUUGCUUCAUGAUUGGUUCAAUAAAACAUGAAGCUCAUUUGAGUUAACCUGCUCAUGCGCACACAUAACAGCGCCACCUUUCUAAUCAUUUUCACAGUUGUUUUUACUGGCGUUUUUUAAUAUUGAUUUUUACGGCUGCAUUUAACUUUUGGCUUAAAAGAAGACAAGAUUAGCGAACUUAUUACCGUGUUAAUGGGCUAAUUGUUACGCAGGAAUUUAUUUGGCUGUCGGAUAGCGUAGUCACAAGUCAAGCCGGCAGUACUGAAACGAUGGCAACUGGAUGGCAUAAAAAACAACAUCUCUGGAAAACCAACACCACCAUUUCCAGUCGAAACCUUGUAGAAUUUUGUAUGAAUGUUUUACUAGCUACCUUUUUCUUUCUUGAUUUCUUUCUCCUGAACACCGUGGAAGGUAUCUCUGCUGAUCACGAGAAUAGAAUUCUCAAAGAAGUGAUUUCCAAGUACUCCAACAGCGUACGACCAAGUGUCCGUGAAGAUGAGACAGUUAACUUUACGUUGGACAUCACCUUUAAUAACAUAAUAGAUGUGGAUGAAAAAAACCAAAUCUUAACAACAAGUAUCUGGGUUCGACAGUUCUGGACGAAUCCUCUGACGUCAUGGAAUGAAUCGCAGUAUGGAGGCUUGAAAGAACUGAUUAUCGAUUCAAAUAAAGUAUGGCAACCCGACACAGUUUUAUACAACAAUGUCUAUGCAGAGUACAGUGGACGAUUGGAUGCAAUAAAAACUCGAGUUCGUCUCAGCCACAAUGGUUUCACCUAUUGGGCCGCUCCUUUCAUCUUUAAGACCCUUUGUAGGAUCAAUGUAGCUGAUUUUCCUUUUGACACUCAGAUAUGUAAACUUACAUUUGGAUGUUGGCAGUAUAAUGGCAACGAAGUGAAUAUCAGAAACACCAAGAAAAUAGCAGCAAUUGCUAGCACUAGAGUGGAAAAUGGAGAAUGGGAAGUACUCAAAGUGUUAAUCGAACGCAAGGAAGUGUUUUAUAAAUGCUGUCCUAAUCAACCCUAUCCUGAGAUCUCAUUUAUCAUCCACAUGAAAAGAAGACCGUUGUUCUACGUGGUGAAUCUUGUGAUCCCAAAUAUCUUGAUCUCUCUGUUAGCCUUCUUCUCGUUCUUCAUUCCCGUGGAGUGUGGUGAGCGUAUAUCGUUUGUCAUCACUGUUCUGUUAAGUAUGACUGUCUUCAUGCUUCUAGUAGCCGAGAGUAUUCCUCCAACAUCUGAUGCUGUUCCAGUAAUUGGUAUCUACUACACGUUCUCAAUUUUUGAAGUAUUUCUUGCUCUUUUGGCUACUGGAGUAAGCUUGAAGAUCAACUACAGCUACAUGUUUGGAGAUGGUCUGUCACCCAAACUGCGAAGGAUUCUUUUUAAAGUUAUUGGUCCGUGUUUUGGAUUUGAUGUUGCUCAUUUGCUAGAUCAAGGAAAGAAGGCAACUAAAGCUUCCUUCUCUCGUAUUGAUUGCUGUGGAAAAUCACAUCCUUCUAAUGGUGAUGAAGAACUUGAUCGAGUUAUGUACUCUGAGCCUCUCUGUGAUACUAGAUCCAGGAAAUCCAACAAUAAUGGCAGCAUCAUCAACAAAUUCAAGUUCUUGGAAAAGAACGACAACAAGAGCCAUGUUUCAAGCACGAAUAGUGAAGAUGUUGGAGAAUUGCUCGCUUUAUCUCCAUCAACGAAGCGUUGUUAUCAUCAACAUCAUCUGCAUAACUGUGCCUUUGAUGAUGUUGUGGACGGGUCGGGAAAUCAACGCACUAAUCAAGAGCAAAAGAUGGCUGAAAGCAAACUUGCUGCUUCUAUCAUCGAUCACCUGUUUCUCUGGAUCUUUGUUGGUACUUAUGUGAUUUCAUCUGUUCUUAUUCUUAUUAUACCUUUAAUGAACUUGUAUAAACAUGCCUGACCACUGAAUGCUUAAGACAGAGCCAGAACGGCGCUGAGAUGGGAACUUCCUCAGCUAUUCAUGGCCGCUGCUCACCCAAGAAAGAGAACCUUCUGCACGACUUUGCCAUUGGUUUCUUGAUCAUCAUCAACCUUCUCCAGAUUUAUUGACCAUAGGUUAACGACUAUUAAUUACUGCUGCUGUGGAACUGUGGAAGAGUGAAAAAUAGCAACCGUUCAACUGUGCACCUUGGAAAGUCUGAACUUAAUAAAUCCAGAUUUCAGGUUUUAACAGUAGUAGAAUAAUUAGGGAACCAAACAAACCAACUCAGUGUUGUCCUCAAUGGAAACUUAUGCCUCGCUUUAAUUGAGUUUUACCAAUAAUUAGUUAAUUAUAACUAAUUCUUUCUAGUUGCAUUUGUUUAGUGUGUUUAAUAAUAACAUUAUGUACUUUGUGAAAAUUUAAAGAGAAAAAGUUACUAUUUACAAAAAACUAGAAAAAAAACAAAAUGAAAAACAAGCAUUAUAAAAAAGUCUAAAAUUAUCUAAUAUCGGCAAGGUUAGUAUUAAUGCUAAAGUCCAAUAGAAAGUCACUUUC
Messenger RNA from Actinia tenebrosa (Australian red waratah sea anemone), 2804 nucleotides. RefSeq names its product neuronal acetylcholine receptor subunit alpha-10-like. Gene Ontology annotation, biological process: monoatomic ion transmembrane transport. Gene Ontology annotation, molecular function: transmembrane signaling receptor activity; acetylcholine-gated monoatomic cation-selective channel activity. NCBI's taxonomy places the organism in Eukaryota, Metazoa, Cnidaria, Anthozoa, Actiniaria, Actiniidae. Gene Ontology annotation, cellular component: postsynaptic membrane. The record is from RefSeq and is a predicted model, not a curated record.